CCUCGUGGUUUCGUAUUACCAUUGCCGUCACGACUCUGGCCUCCCCAUCAAGGACUUCGUAUGAAUAGAGGAUGGUGGGUAUAUAUUGCCCCGUGGUUGGCAUCCACCAUCCUAGUUCUAUCACACAAGCAUUCAAAUACAUCAACAUCCCUUCUGUACAUACAUAUUGAUAUCUCUACAUUUCCUAUUAUCCACUCGCUUCGUUAACACGCUCGCUCAACGAUGCGCUAUAUACUCACAUCUACUGCCCUAGUGGCAAUAGCUUCGGCUACUCUCCCCACUAUCAAGGAUCCAUGCCUCGCAAAGUGCGUUGCCACAGCCGGAUACGCUGAUAUCGAGCACCUCUGCGCGACCUCAGCCCGGGCUCUACUUGCGGCAUGCAACCAGAAAGAAUGCCACGAUGACUGGCAAGACUAUAGGCUGGAAUAUGAGAAGCUCUGUGGACCAACUCCAUCAUCGUCAUCGUCGACAACAACUUCUACACCAACGCCGACCCCAACUGACGACAAGAUUCCAGACCUCCAUCAAACCUGCCUCAAAGGGUGCUCCGAGAAGUUAGGCUAUAAGCUAAAGAGCGUCUUCUGCACUGACGAUAGUGGUGCCGCCAUUGGACAAUGUGUCAGCAAGAACUGCCAGGCUGAUGUCAGUUACGUGUUUGAGGAGUAUGGGAAAAUUUGCGGGCAUUAUCCGACCCCAGUCCCAACAACUACUCCAACUCCGACGCCGACACCUAAUCCAUUCCCCUACAAGUUCACAGACGCAUGCGUCGAAAACUGUGUGAAGAAGGGCGGCUACAAGGACGUCAAGGAGUUAUGCACUGCCGAAAACGCGGUUCGUGAAUGCGGCAUCGACAAUUGUCCCCAAGACUGGCAGGUAUUUGGGUGGGAGGUUGACCAAAUCUGCCGCCCGAAUAACGAGCCAAGGCCGAUUCCCUGCCCAGACGGAAGCAGUUUCUACUGUGUCUGCCCCUCAGGCUACACUCCUGACUAUCGCGGGUAUUGCAGGGCAACGAACACAACACCCACGCCAACACCCACACCAACUCCAUUCCCCUACGACUUCACUGAUGAGUGUCUGAAGAAGUGCGUGAAUGCUGGCCCGUGGAAGAAUGCUCACGAGCUAUGUGCGCCUGGAGCCUGGGAUUCUCUGAUUGUAUGCAAGGCCAAGAAUUGCCACGACGACUGGCACGACUUCCAAGCCGAAUAUGCUCUCAUCUGCAAUCCAAAGACGUCGAGCUCCAGCACAACCCCGACGCCGACACCAACGCCAAUCCCAUGCACGCGGAGCCAUCAUGGCAAUUGUGAAUGCCCGUCAGGCUACUACUACGAUUAUCGUGGAUCCUGCCGUCCGAUCAUCACGACUCCACCGCUCCCGACUACCACCCCUCCUUACCCAUGCUGGAACAAGACCUUUUGCACGCAUCCGCAUCCUAAGCCAACUGAAGUCACCAUUACCACAACAUCCAUCGAAACGAUUACCUGGUGUCCCCCGAAGUGUACAUGUCAUGGCCAAACCACUAAGUGGACGCACACGCAAGGUCCAACGUCCUGUCCACCAACAGUGACGUGCACGUGUGUACUUCCAGGCUACCCGACGUUAACAACUUGCCCGCCAAGUGUGACUUGCACUGGCCAAACGACGACAAUCACGGAGGGAAGCACGGUUGUGUUGCCGAGUGAGAGUCUACCACCACAUACACCAGCGGGCCCAACGACAAGCGUGCAAGAAUUUGCUGGAGCGGCUGCGACCGGAGGGGUAGGGUUGAUGGCUGCUAUUAUUGGGUUGGCUGCGGUGUUGUGAGGAGCUGGAUUGGAAUGGGAUGUAGAUGAAAGGGGGGUUUAGGCAUUGGGGAUGAGAGAGGGGAUAAGAGUGAGGGGAUAAUGUGAGAGUGAAGAACCAGGAGGAUUUAAUUGGGCAAAAUUGCUUGACGGGUAAUGAAUCAUGUCGCAAUGGUUAUGCGCAUAGGCCAACAGGUAAGAAGGUUAAUAGUGUGUAAUAGUAAUGUCAUUCUUUUGUUUAAA
Lindgomyces ingoldianus is the source of this 2021-nucleotide messenger RNA. RefSeq lists its product as uncharacterized. Bases 223 to 1800 code for a protein of 525 amino acids. The transcript has a single exon. The record is from RefSeq and is a predicted model, not a curated record. NCBI's taxonomy places the organism in Eukaryota, Fungi, Ascomycota, Dothideomycetes, Pleosporales, Lindgomycetaceae.